UCGAGGACACAAAUUUAUUGUUGAAAGUUGGAAGUAUAUCUGGAAUUUUGAGCACCAACCAAAUAAAACAGAACUUUGUAGAACAACACCAAUGACAUCACAACUGACUAUCACUCAUACGCCAUAACCGCCACCUUAACCACCUAUCUAAUUAAUUCUAACCCAAAUAUUUAAACAACUUAAAAUAAGUAAAACAACAAGCACUAUAUAUUGUAGGAAAAUUCAAUUCAAUUCUCAAAUUUCUCAUUUCUCAGUUUUCUGAUUACCUUUAGAAUUAUCGACGUCUCAAUCUUCAGUCUCACCGACUUUAAUUCUACAGAAAACUAUGGUGCAGCAUCAAAAUGUUAUUACUGUUCCUUUUAUAUGGAGGGGAAAGAAGUUUGAGGUAAAAAUAAAUUCAGAGGCCUCUCUCAAGGAGUUGGGGGAGGAACUGCAGACUUUGACUGAUGUUAAAGCUGAUACAAUUAGAUUGAUUAUUUCUCUGCCUUCCACCAAAAGCUCAAAAUUGUUGAUGCCUUUCUCUGACGAGCAUUCCAGUCUAAGGCUACAAGAUACUGGAAUCGUAGAGGGGAAGCCUUUAAGAAUGAUGGGAGUCUCCAAGGAUGAGAUUGAUCAUGUUCUUAACGAUGCCGAAGCAAACCUAAGAAUUGCUGGAUUUGAAGAAGAGGAAAAGAGGAUGAAACAACGGAUGUCCAGGGGAUCCCAUUCCUCAUUGAAACUCCCGCAAGGACCUUACAUCUUCUGCAAUUUUCGUACACUUGAACUGCCUGGAGUUGAGUUAUAUCCUCCUCCCUCAGAGGCUAUGAAGAGAAUGCAUAUGCUUGCAGCUGACCCAGGAAUUGUUGCCAUCAUGAACAAGUAUCGUUGGCGAGUGGGGAUCAUGACAGAGAUGGCGCCUGUUGGUUAUGUUGGUGUUAGCCCCAGAUGUGUUCUUGGUUUAAACAAGAAUCAAGGAGAGGAAAUAUCUCUUCGUCUACGCACUGAUGAUCUAAAGGGUUUCAGAAAAUAUCAAAGCAUCAAGAAAACUUUGUUGCACGAACUUGCUCAUAUGGUCUACUCUGAACAUGAUGCAAACUUUUAUGCUCUUGAUAGACAGCUGAAUCAAGAAGCUUUCGCUUUAGACUGGACAAAAUCAAGGAGUCAUACCUUGGCUGAUUCUCGAUUUUCUGGGCAUGAUGAUAUGGAUGUGGACUUUGAUUUGGAUAGCAAUUUGCCUCACAAGCUUGGAGGAGAAGCUUCUCUUAUGUCUGCUGGUGCUCGUGUGGCUUCUGUGGCUGCCGCCUUACAUCGUUUGACAGAUUCUUCUUCCAUUUCUCAUGGAUCUGCAAAUGGGCAGCAAAAUUCUAAUGAUUAUACAGGUGAUGAUGCUCCUGGGCUCUCAAGCCCAGUUGAUACCUUGAAUGAGGAAGAGCUGUUUAUUUGGAAUCAACAUGAUGAUUAUUCUCAUCAAGAUGAGCUGGAACUUGAUCCUGAUGAUUCUGAGGCGAGAGGAACUGUGAAUUCAGAGCCUUAUACUGAAAUGUUGUUGGUAGGGAUACCUAUGGUGAAGCCCAACCCUGAUGAUACUAGAAUGGAAGCAGUUGUCUCCCAAUCUACUGCAAGGAGAAGCUUUGAUAAUGCAAAUCCACGUGAGGAGCCUGAUCCUGAUGAUUCAGAAGUUACUGAAAAAGGAGUGGCUGCUUCUACUAUUUCCCUCACGUCAAUGCAGAUAGAUAACAUUGAAAAUAGGAUAGUGAGGAAUAUUGAUGAACCUGAUCCAGAUGAUUCUGAAGCACAACAUGAUUUAGGGAAUGUCAUAACACCUAAUCAAUCACAACUAAUCCAGGUUCAUAUGGAACCAGAUCCAGAUGAUUGUCUAAAAAACAUUACAGGGCAAACCCAACCUGAAUCUGAUGAUAAAGUUGACCAUCUGUUGCAACCUUUAGAACUCACGGCUGAUGAGCCAGAUCCAGAUGAUGAAUUAAGGAGGAUCCAAGACCCUGCCGCUGUAUUUUUCAAUCGGCUUAACAAAGCCAUUGAGUUGCUGCGUACUGAACUGAACCCCCUGGAGGCUGUGGCAGUCCUACAGACUCUGUUUAAAAUAAUCAGAAAUGUAUCUGAAAAUCCUAAUGAAAUGAAGUACAAAAAACUUCGCAAGGCCAAUCCUAUUUUCCAAAGGAACGUUGCAUAUCAUGAAGCUGCCAUGGAAGUUCUCAAACUGGUUGGUUUCAGUGAAGAAGUUGUCACUGAUGAAGUGGGAAAGGCUGAAAAUUACUUGGUGUUGAAAAGGAAUGAUCCAGGUUUGCUGUGGCUUGCGAAAUCCUCUCUUGAGAGUAGCAUUGCUAAGUAAUUGUUGAGCGCCGUGCCUACAUGUAUACAUCAGCAUUUGUAACAAGUUCCAAAACAUACUGGCAAGUGUUUGUGCAAAUAUCCUGCUUGCAUGUUCUUGUACAUUUGAUCUAUUAACAAGCAAAGCUAUAUGUACCUGUAAUUUUUUCACUAUUGAUUUCUCAUAUAGUUGCUUGUCCGCUAUCAGAGUUUCUUCUGAGUCUAUUGUAACUGAUGCAACACUAUGGAGUAUGUAAGAUGCCUAAGUCUUUUAAUAAAAGAUAACUAUUUGGUUGGUGACUUUGGUA
This is a messenger RNA of Chenopodium quinoa (quinoa), 2615 nucleotides long. RefSeq lists its product as uncharacterized. Lineage: Eukaryota; Viridiplantae; Streptophyta; Magnoliopsida; Caryophyllales; Amaranthaceae. Bases 326 to 2329 code for a protein of 667 amino acids. The record is from RefSeq and is a predicted model, not a curated record. The transcript is spliced from 11 exons.